Carya illinoinensis is the source of this 1539-nucleotide messenger RNA. Its product is annotated as E3 ubiquitin-protein ligase SDIR1. The record is from RefSeq and is a predicted model, not a curated record. Lineage: Eukaryota; Viridiplantae; Streptophyta; Magnoliopsida; Fagales; Juglandaceae. The transcript is spliced from 9 exons. Bases 461 to 1204 code for a protein of 247 amino acids.
UUAUUAUUUUUUCUUGUGUGUAAAAGAGGCAAAACCUUUAACCUUGUAUAACCGACCAUGGUCGAUAUGAUAUACGCCAACCAGACGCAUUAAAGUCCACGUGAAUAUUAAUGCGACGUCGUUACACUCGAUUUCCCCAAUUCUUGUAAUAUUUGUAAAACGAAUAAUCAAACAAACAGCUCCAACCAAAGCUUACGAGGAAAAGCUUCUUGAUCUAACGAUCGGCACGUCCGAGUCCGAGUCGGGACUCGCUGAUCUGCCUCCCGGCUCUUACACAGUCCCCCAUCAUUCGACGGAGAUCCGAACGUUGCAUUUGAUCAAAACGCUUUUUCUAAGUUACGAUGCGAUAAUCUCUCCUGUAUCGAUCUGAUUCCAAGUGUAUUUUGUUAGGUGCUUUCAAUUUCCGGUGGGCUUGGUAAGAAGUCACAUUAUAAGCUUGUGAAGCCUUCAACCUACAGCUAUGAGUUUUGUAUUUCGGGGGACGAGAGGAGAUAUAGAAAGUGGAUUUCCAGGAUAUAUACCUGAGCGGCGUGCAAUGCGUGUUCACGCAGCACGUCCUGUUAAUUCUAACUCACUGGCUUUUCUUGUCACAGUUCUCUUGCUAUUCAUGAUACUAAACUCGCACCAGAUGUCGCCUAAUUUUCUGCUUUGGCUAGUCCUCGGUGUCUUCUUGAUGGCUACAACGCUAAGGAUGUAUGCAACUUGCCAACAACUUCAAGCUCAGGCCCAAGCUCAUGCUGUGGCAGCCAGUGGGCUUCUUGGCCAUACUGAGUUGCGUUUGCAUAUGCCACCAUCCAUAGCACUUGCAACAAGAGGCCGACUACAAGGCCUCCGACUUCAGCUUGCACUUCUUGACAGGGAAUUUGAUGAUCUAGAUUAUGAAACCCUGAGAGCACUGGAUGCCGACAACGCUCCUGCAGUUCCUUCUAUGACUGAGGAAGAGAUAAAUGCACUUCCUGUUCACAAGUACAAGGUUGCAGGUCCUCAAAACAGUAGCCUAUCGAUGCAACAGGCUUCAUCUUCAGGAUCUGCAGCAGAGAUGCAGAAGCAAGACAAUCCCAAUAAGGUUGUGAGCACUAAGGCCUCAGAAGAUGAAUUAACUUGCAGUGUUUGCUUGGAGCAAGUUAAUGUGGGAGAACUUAUCCGUAGCUUGCCAUGUUUGCAUCAGGUUCCUUGUCGUCUUGCUCUUAACUUUCCAUGCUAACUGCAUCGACCCUUGGCUGGGACAGCAGGGAACAUGCCCUGUUUGUAAAUUUAGGGCGGGAUCUGGGUGGCAGGAAAAUGGACAAGGUGGCUUGGAUGCUUCUUACAUGGUUUGAUUACAUGGAUGCCUAAAGCUUUUGGAUAUAUUCACAUAUAUGAAUAUGGCCAUAGAUUGGGCAAAAUAGGGGGUUCCUUCUUGUAACUUACGGCCAGCAUUGGUGUAAUUAUCUCUGACAUAUAGGUACUAUAGAAUACCAUGUCGUCGGUCAUAUAACAGAUUGUAAUUGUACUCUUGGAAGAUCUCAUUGGAAUUAGAUAUGUUUUGAAAUUAUCUGA